This is a messenger RNA of Vombatus ursinus (common wombat), 1593 nucleotides long. RefSeq names its product coiled-coil domain containing 38 (gene CCDC38). Bases 1 to 1593 code for a protein of 530 amino acids. Gene Ontology annotation, cellular component: centrosome. The record is from RefSeq and is a predicted model, not a curated record. NCBI's taxonomy places the organism in Eukaryota, Metazoa, Chordata, Mammalia, Diprotodontia, Vombatidae. The transcript has 14 exons.
AUGCCAUAUACAUAUUAUUUCGAAGAUAUGUUUCUUUUCAAAAAAAAAGAACUAGAAGAAAAGGAAAGGGAAAAAAUUGUGAACCGUGGGAAGAAAGUACAUGAAAAAACUACCUUUUCAUCCAGAAUGAAGAAUCGAUCACAUCUGGGAGAAAUAAAUAUUCCCACUGAAACAGCAUCUUGUGAAAUUGGUCUGGAUUCUGCCAUCAUCCUUAGCGUUAUAGAAAGAAGUACAGACACAAAAAAGUCCUUACAAGAAUUUAUUCACGAUCAAAGAGAAAGGUUUAUGCUGGAGUACACCUUAGCAACCCAAAGGAAAACAAUGAUGAAGCUUCAGAAAUGUAUGGAGAUCCAAGAGCAGCAAUUCCUUAAUGCAGAAAAAAGACUUCAAGAAGAUGCCUUUGCUUUUGAAGAAUUUCUCCGAGAAAAUGACCAGAAAUCGGUAGAUGCUUUGAAAAUAGCAGCACAAGAAACCAUUGGCAAACUCCAAAUGGCAUCAGAGUUAAAGAAGGCUAAUUUGGAAAUCCAGGCUGUGAAAAGUGAAAUUAUGAAAACUGAAUUCCUUCUUAACGAGUACAUAAAAUAUGGAUGUUUUUUACUGAAAUUAUCUCCCAAGACUUGGCAAGUCCAGCAAACAUUAAAGAAAAUCAAACCUAAAGACGCUUCUACAGUCCCUAGCCUUCCAAAACUGGUACAAAAACCAUCAAUUGUGAAGAAGUCAAAGUUAGACAAGGACAGUCCAAGGAAAGCUUCAGGAAUAUCCACUACAGAAGAUGAAAGAAAGUCAAAAAAAGUUUCACCUGAAAAAAAGAAACCCGAAUCACCAAAGGCUGCAAGUAUUAGCUCAGAAGACAGUUUGGAUUUUGGUAUUGAUGAAGUAGACUGCGAUUUGGAACCAGAGCUUUACUUCAAAGAACCAGAAGAGUUACUUCAGGUCCUCACCAAGCUGGAGGAGCAGAAUCUUACUUUGGUACAAUAUUCCCAAGAUAUUGAUGAAACUCUAGAAGAUGUAUCAAAAAGAGAAAAAGCUAUACAAGAUAAAGUGAAUAGCAGCAUAGAAGCUCUAUUGGAUCAAAAAGAAAUGCUUAAGAAUAACUGUGCUCGAGAAGAAGAAAAAGCAGCAGAAUUGGAAUUAAGAUCGAGGCUAUUUAGUUUUGGCGAGUUUAAUUCAGAAGUUCAGGAAAAACUAAUUGACUCCCUAAGUAGAAAAGUCAACCAAGUGUACAAGGUCUGCAUUGGAGAAGUGGAUAUGACCAACCUCAGCCCAGUUCAAAAGUUGGUUAAAGUAGAAUCUCGGCUGGUGGAGCUGAGUGACCUGAUUGAUUCUGUUCCUAAAGAAAGCAUCGAUGUCAUCGAAAAAGCGAAACAGAGGGAAAGAAGACAAAAAAUGCGUGAAGAGAAAUUGAGAGAAAAGCAGAAAUCCCAGGAAGAAAAAAUAAGAAUUGCCUUAGAAAGAGCAGUGUCAGAACCAAAGAGAAAGACGGGAAGGAAACUUGUAUAUCGUUCACAACCUAUAACGGAUGUCAAAAAAGAAAUACAUUUUGUGGAUGACACAAAGUCAAAAUUACUGGAGGAUCAGUAUUUUUUUAGUUGA